AAUCCAAUCUAAAAUAGUUUUCUCUGAAUGAAAAAAGUUUACAAUUUAACAUCCUAAGCUAUGUCGUGCUGUGGAGGUGCGGAGGAGGAACUAGACGGUCCACCACCGAACCAAUAUCAAGCCCCGCCUAGUCAAUACGGUGGUGCCGCGAGUGGAAGAGGUAGAGGAGAGCCAAGGGGUGGCCCGACGACUAAAAGUGGGGCAGGUUCUGAACAAAUUCUACCAAUUGAAUUACCAGCCAUUCCAUUAGAAGAGUUAAACCGGAUGACUAAUAACUUUGGGCAACAAUCUUUGAUCGGAGAGGGUUCUUAUGGCCGAGUUUUUUAUGGAGUUUUAAGUGAUGGCCAGCCUGCAGCUAUUAAGAAACUCGACACCGGUUCUUCUCCUGAACCCGAUUCUGACUUCGGAUCACAGUUAUCAAUAGUUUCAAGACUUAAACAUGACCAUUUCGUGGAGAUGUUGGGGUACUGUUUGGAGGAGAAUAACAGAAUCUUGGUAUAUCAGCAUGCAACAAAGGGAUCUCUACAUGAUGUAUUGCAUGGGAGGAAAGGAGUACAAGGGGCUGAACCGGGACCAGCUCUAACAUGGAGCGAAAGAGUAAAGAUUGCAUUCGGUGCUGCAAAAGGGCUUGAGUAUUUGCAUGAGAAAGUUCAGCCUUCUAUCGUCCAUCGUGAUGUGCGCUCGAGCAAUGUGCUCCUUUUCGACGAUUUCGUCUCCAAAAUUGCCGAUUUCAAUUUGACGAAUCAAUCUUCCGACACCGCAGCUCGACUCCAUUCUACUAGAGUCUUGGGUACCUUUGGCUACCACGCCCCAGAGUAUGCUAUGACAGGGCAAAUAACACAGAAAAGUGAUGUAUACAGUUUUGGAGUCGUUCUUCUUGAGCUCUUGACUGGGAGAAAACCAGUAGAUCAUACAAUGCCCAAAGGACAACAAAGUCUAGUUACUUGGGCAACUCCAAGAUUAAGUGAAGACAAGGUCAAACAAUGUGUGGAUCCCAAGCUAAACAAUGACUACCCACCAAAGGCAAUUGCCAAGCUAGCAGCGGUUGCAGCACUGUGUGUCCAGUACGAGGCGGACUUUCGGCCAAACAUGACAAUCGUUGUCAAAGCUCUUCAGCCUCUUCUAAAUGCAAGACCAGCAGGAGCAGAACCUCCUCCACCAUCAUAAAAUAUAUACACACACACACACACAUACAUACAUGCAUGCAUGCUUGCAUAUAUAUGUUAUAUUGUUAUAUUUCGGACGUAAUAAACAGUAGAAA
Messenger RNA from Hibiscus syriacus, 1261 nucleotides. Its product is annotated as probable protein kinase At2g41970. The record is from RefSeq and is a predicted model, not a curated record. Gene Ontology annotation, biological process: protein phosphorylation. Gene Ontology annotation, molecular function: ATP binding; protein tyrosine kinase activity. Lineage: Eukaryota; Viridiplantae; Streptophyta; Magnoliopsida; Malvales; Malvaceae. Bases 61 to 1167 code for a protein of 368 amino acids. The transcript is spliced from 7 exons.